ACACCCAUACGAUACUAUCAUCUCGUAUCACUAACCAAAAAACAAAACUAAAACAUGGGGUUCUUGGGUAAGAGUGUAUUGGUGUGUCUCAUUGCACUUUGGUGCUUCACUUCCUCUGCCUUCACUGAAGAAGUGAACCAUGUGACUCAAACACCUUCCUCUGCUCCUGCUCCGGCUCCUUACCACCACGGCCACCACCACCACCACCCACACCCUCCCCAUCCCCACCAUCCUCACCCUCACCCUCCGGCAAAAGCCCCUGUUAAGCCACCGGUUUCUUCACCAACUAAAACUCCGGUUAAGCCUCCAGUUUACCCUCCAGCCAAAGCCCCGGUCAAGCCCCCAACUAAACCCCCGGUUAAACCACCAGUUUCUCCACCAGCCAAACCUCCGGUUAAGCCCCCGGUUUACCCUCCGACCAAAGCCCCGGUUAAGCCCCCAGUUUACCCUCCGACCAAAGCCCCUACUAAGCCCCCAACUAAACCCCCGGUUAAGCCUCCUGUCUCUCCUCCAGCCAAGCCACCGGUGAAGCCGCCGGUUUACCCGCCGAAGUUUAACAGGAGCCUAGUCGCCGUUCAGGGUACGGUCUUCUGCAAAAGCUGCAAAUACGCUUCUUACGACUCACUCACUGGCGCCAAACCAGUUGAAGGUGCAAAGGUGAGACUAGUUUGUAAGAGCAAGAAGAACAUAGUCGCAGAGACCGAGACAGACAAGAACGGAUACUUCAUGUUGUUGGCUCCGAAGACGGUGACCAACUUCGGUUUCAGAGGAUGUCGUGCGUAUCUUGUGAAAUCAAAGGACUACAAAUGUAACAAAGUCUCCAAGCUCUUCGGUGGAGAUGUCGGCGCCGUGCUCAAGCCAGUGAAAACGCCGGGAAAAUCUUCGGUGGUCAUUAACAAACUCACCUACGGUGUCUUUAACGUCGGUCCUUUUGCGUUCGACCCAGUCUGCCCCAAAUGAAGAUGAUUGAGAUGCUCUGGUUACUUUCUUGAAUACGUUAAGUUCAAAAGAGUGAAUUGGGUGAGAGCGAGUUAUGUGUUUCCGCGUUGCAAGUGUUAUCUUAGCUAGAUUUAAGUUAAAUGUUUGUGUUUUAUGAAUGUGGGCUUUUUAAUGAAUGUGUCCUUAAGUGACGUUUAAAGUUUCGUUUGAAUAAAAAUAGCCAGCUUCAAGAAGAUCAUCGGUUUUAUC
Molecule: messenger RNA, 1188 nt
Organism: Brassica oleracea var. oleracea
Lineage: Eukaryota; Viridiplantae; Streptophyta; Magnoliopsida; Brassicales; Brassicaceae
Product: non-classical arabinogalactan protein 31-like
Exons: 2
Coding region: 55-960 (301 amino acids)
Source: RefSeq, a predicted model, not a curated record